CAACUCAAACCGUGAUAUCGAUCACCUCAUUGCCAUUUUAAUGCAUAUUGCAUCCAUCAUUGUUUUGUCAGGGGGUCAAUCUCAUUUCAGUGAGACCGCAGUAUAUCCCAGGUACAUCUGACUGUUUCGUAAUUCUGAUUUUUGUUUUUACUGACCGAGUAAAGGCAACCUCAAAUCAUAUGUCAUUUGAAACAACAUCGGACAUUACUUUGAUUGUUUGAUGCGUCAGUUUUCAUAGGCUUUGAGGGAUAUUUUCGUUUGUCUUCACAAUAAAAAUGAGAUUGCAAGGUUAUUGAAUAGUCCUUCAUUUCUCAGAGUGUAUAGGGGUUCUUUAAAAUCCAGUUUGAGACUUUUCGCGCACGUCCUUGAGCAGAGAGCGGAGAAAUACAUUUCACACGUUUGUUGAUAAUUUCUUUAUUGGCACGAUUUGAGCAAUGAAGGCCCUUUCAUGGAUACCCAUUACGUAUCUCAUUUGCUUCUUCCCGAUGGAUGCAUCUACAAAUGAAAACGGAUCAAGUCGUAUAUUAUCAAACAGCGGCUGUAAUGAGACGACAGCGGUCUACCCUAACACUCUCAUUGACGAAACGGUGGUUGAAGGGUACGCUAUAUUCACAUGCGACAUCGGGUUCGAAAUGGACCUAACCGACCACGGCGACGCUGUUUUAGCUGUGUGCAACGGAACGUCUGGAGAAUGGGAUUUCAUAGAUCAAAGCCCAAAAUGCGAAAUGAUAUCCUGUCAGUCGCCUCCGUUGCCCGCCUAUGGGUACUUUGAAGAGGCUAGUCUGGGUUUCGGGGAAGCAGGCAACUACACGUGCGAACAGGAGUUCAUCGUCGACGGCGAAGCUACCGCCACCUGCCAAGCCGAUGGGACGUGGAGCUCGGAACCACCGCGAUGCCGAGUAAGCUGCCCAACUUCGGAGGAUUCUCUAGCCAACGCCUAUCUGAGUGACACGCGGUGUGUUGAUGUGAGAUCAGACUCAAAGACAUGGAACGAGGCUAAUGAGACCUGCGUCGUUCAAGGUGGAUCUCUGGUCGUUAUCCCAACAAAUAGAACCCUAGAAAUUUUACAGGGCGCCCUCAGAAAUGUGAGCGAUGGUUACACGGCUGGAUACUGGAUUGGAGGGUACGAGGCACCAAAGAAUUCCUCCUGGAAAUGGGAUAAAAGUGGUGACGUCAUCACUGACUUCUUUUGGGCCAAUGGAGAGCCAACAAAUGGAGAGAAAGACACUCGCAUAAUUUUAAGUAAGGAGUCAAAUUGGCAAUGGGCGGCGCACCAGUUUGAUUAUAAUCAAGAUGAAAAUAAUGAAGCAAUUGGCUACUUGUGUCAGUUUGAUUCAACAUGCGUCACCGCAGGUUUAAGUAUAUCGGACGACGGGGUAUUUCCAUACAAUGGCAGGUGCUACUUCUUUCAGAAUGUUGGUUUCUUCAAAUGGGCUGAUGCGAAUAGCGUUGUUGGUGAUGCAGGAAAUCCCGGAUGCCUUGGCAUUGGAGACCGGAGUGGUUUCCUGGCCGAAAUACGAGAUGAGGAAACACAGAAUUUUGUGGAACUAUUCGGGGAAAGGAGUUACUGGAUAGGAGCGGUGCUUGAAGAAUCAAGUUCUGGCAGAUCAUGGCUUUGGGUUGACGGUUCUUCGAUAUCUUCAUCGUGGUGGGGUCCAGAGGAGCCCAGUGAUAGCUACGAGAACUGCAUUGACCUUUACCCGUUCCAAGAUGAAGGUUACUUGAUGAACGACGAGGCUUGCUCAAGCACUCUUCGCUAUGUUUGCGAAUUCAGUGUUACCAAUUCUACAACGGUAUGUGGCGACCCGGGCACACCUUACCGCGGGUACCGUGCUGACGAAAUAUCGGCCUCUUUCCUCCCUGGAGAUAGCAUCGAAUUUUCGUGUGACGAAGGAUACGAAAUAGCGGGAGCAUCAAAAGUCGUGUGCCAGCCGGAUGGGACGUGGAAUGAAACGGCCCCAACCUGUGAAGCCAUCGAAUGUGGCCCUACCCCAUCUGUCCAGAACGCCAGCCUUUCGUACCUGACCUCUAGUACGUACCGUGGUACCGCGGUAUACAGCUGCAACGAAGGAUAUGAGUUGGCGGGGAACCCAUCCAUCUACUGCAUGUCCAACGGAAACUGGAGCGCUGCCGAUUUUACCUGUCAAGAGAUAGAGAGCACGACUGCACUGGAAGAAACUACCUUGAUAAUCACCACUGCGUUUGAUGAGGACACUACCAUUGUUGAUUUCACAACCGUGCAGGAUUCUACUACUAUUGCAGAGACAACGACAUUACUAGACACCACAUUACAUGAACUAACUACAGCAGUUGGCCAGACUACACUGAAGAAAACAACAAUAGAAGAUGGUACGACAUACCCUCUAGGUACCACAUCUGCCCCUGAAGUUUCCACGAUACCCACCGAUGCGCCAUCUACAAACGCAAUGUUUACAACCAACUUGUAUUCAACUGAAAAGAUAUUCACUCCUGAUGACUCAACAACCGAAGUUGAUAGUACGACAAUUUUCCAAACCACUGGUUUUGAAACGACAUAUGUUGAUGCUUCCACGAAAGAUUUUCCAUCUACAUUAGCCGAUAAUACCAUGCCAAUUGUUUCUACUGUUGGCACCACCUUUACAACGGAAACAGAUGCGACAGACAUGCCAACGGUGUCGACAGGAACAUUUGGGGCAGAAACGUCAAUGAUGACGUCAGAAAUAACAUCGGUGCCGACAACCAGCGACAUAACAUCUGGUCAUACGUCACCUAGUCCUACAACAUUCGAUCCCUCCACAGUCGGCCUUACAACACCACUUCCCCCAACAGUUGAACCUCCAACCACGGAGCGUCUUUCAACGUCAGAUCCAGCAACAACUGAUCAUCCAACAUCGAUUCCUACAUCAGUUCUCCCCACAACAACAGGCUCCAUUUCAACUGUUGCUCUUACCUCGGGUCAACCCUCAUCAUUGCUUACAACCUCCAAACCGACUGUACCGACAACACCAAGACCAACGACACCAACAAGCAAUCCCACAGUUUUACCGCCUACAACAAACAGACGUACAAGAACUCCGACAUCACAAAUACCCACAACAUCGAGUGAAAUAUCCGCAACCAGCAGUAGAGUUACAGCUUUCCAGUCCAGUUCAACAGAAAUUAUUCCAUCUACUUCUUCAGAGGCCCUCUGGACCAGGUCAACCCAGACCACAGAAGCGUCUGGGAAGAAUGAAAACCCUUUUCCUGUUGCUCUUAUUGCUACGAUAUCAGCAAUAUUCGGACUUCUCCUCAUCGUUAUCGUACUCAUCUUUAUCAUUGCAUUGAUGACGUCGUCCAAGAAAAGAAAGAGCACUUCGCACAAUCUUCUCAUGACCGAUUUCGGCCCGGCGCCAACUUCCGAGGACAAACUUUCAAAUGACUACGUCUCUGCGAGUGAGAUGAUGGUCAACAGCGUCUUUGCCGACGAGGAAUAUAGAAAAAGCAUCCUGAACUACAGACCCUUAAUGCCCCGAAUAUCAUCUACAUCUAGCAGUAACCAUAGUCAAAAUGGGUGGGGGUUUUCUAGGACGAACUCAGAGGGCGUUCCCGGUGCUGCUCCAGGGAAUGGCCAAAGACCACCGAUUUACGAAAACGUUUCCAGGAGCAAUCCGUCGAGCGUUGUCAGGUUUCCGUCAACGUUUGAUGAUAAACUUGCAGAGAAGGGACUGGUUUCCUUUGACCCAACAAAGAGAAAGGACCUUAUACCAUCCGAUAUGAUGGUCAAUGGAGACAUUGUUUUUGAGGGCACCGAAUAGCAUUAAGCACUUUCUUAUGACCAUAUCUUGUCUGGUUUGGGGUUUUGGUAAUCACACUACCCACUCAACAUUCUCGCAGCUCUCGCCUCAAAGGUGAAUGGCUAUUUUCAUUCGAGUGUAAUUUAUGUUUGGCAAGCUUGAGAUCAAAUAAGCAACGGAUGACUUCGAAGCCUGGAGGGCAAUGCAUAAUUUCUUUACAUCAUGUCAGACCCAAAUUGUUCAAUGCUUUGAUCUCCGUUCAUUCAAACUCAGUUCACAAAUAUGCAAAUAAUUUUAUUUAUCCAUGAAUGGAAUAUACAUGUAAUUUUCAUAGAAAAUGAAUUUUGAAACUGCACUUUUGUGCAUCUUCUUUUUAAAGAAUAGGCGAGUAAAAGUCAGAAGGUUAGAAUGCUUUUUGAGUAAGCUUGAUCAUGAGAAUGAUACAAACAUCAUGGACAUGCAUCCAAAGACAGUAUAUUUUUUUCGGUAUUUAGAAUGAUAAUAUAACAAUAAAAAUCAAAUGCUGAUUUUAUCAUGAUUGUUAUCCGUUAGGUCCCAAAAUUAUGAAAGGUCAGAGUGGAGGAGCCGUGGUGCAGUGGUUCCGACUCUCGCCUUGUAAACAGAGGGUCGUGUGUUCGAAUCCCA
Lytechinus variegatus (green sea urchin) is the source of this 4397-nucleotide messenger RNA. RefSeq names its product mucin-17-like. Bases 435 to 3773 code for a protein of 1112 amino acids. NCBI's taxonomy places the organism in Eukaryota, Metazoa, Echinodermata, Echinoidea, Temnopleuroida, Toxopneustidae. The transcript has 12 exons. The record is from RefSeq and is a predicted model, not a curated record.